Clarias gariepinus (North African catfish) is the source of this 735-nucleotide messenger RNA. Its product is annotated as ladderlectin-like. Gene Ontology annotation, molecular function: signaling receptor activity. Bases 156 to 632 code for a protein of 158 amino acids. The transcript has 6 exons. The record is from RefSeq and is a predicted model, not a curated record. Lineage: Eukaryota; Metazoa; Chordata; Actinopteri; Siluriformes; Clariidae.
GCUGGGUUUGUAUCUGCUUAAUGCGCCGUGAGAUCCCACGUAUCUUCGGCGGGAUAAAGCGGUUGAGGCUUGCUUGUGUUUUUCCUAUCACUCCCGCUUCGCCUGCUGGAAUUUCCUGCAUCCUUUCCAAGUCCGCGGAUCUUGGUGUGUGAACUAUGGCUCGUCAGACUGAAGUGGUGUUGCCUCUUCUUCUUCUGGCCAUGGCAGGGACAGCCUACGCAUCAGAACAUCAAGCUAACAGCAAAUGUCCAACUGGCUGGGUGAAGUAUGACAGACGUUGCUUCUUUUAUCAGGCCAGCAUGGACUGGGCUUCUGCUGAGAAACGUUGUAUGAAUCUUGGUGGACACUUAACCUCAAUUCACAGUGAAAGUGAAUACCAGAAUAUUAAGUCAUUUAUUCGUACUCAUGACCUCCAGGAGAAUCCAACAUGGAUCGGUCUAAGUGGCUGUCAAAAGAAAUACAACUGGUUUUGGUCUGAUGGCUCCAGAUUCACUUUCACCAAGUGGAGUCCAUAUGAACCAAAUAAUUUUUUUGGAGAAUGCUGUGUUAUUAUGAACUGGAGUGGCACAAAGAAGUGGAAUGAUGUUCCGUGUUAUUACAGCUAUCCCUUUGUGUGUGCCAAGAGUAUUUAACUAAAAUGUCCCCAGACACACCACACAAACUAUAAUACAAUGCUGUAAUUUUCUUUGUCACUAAUUAAUUACCAUUAAAAAAAAAAAAAAAAAAUAUAUAUAU